This is a messenger RNA of Prosopis cineraria, 1557 nucleotides long. RefSeq names its product probable mitochondrial saccharopine dehydrogenase-like oxidoreductase At5g39410. The record is from RefSeq and is a predicted model, not a curated record. Lineage: Eukaryota; Viridiplantae; Streptophyta; Magnoliopsida; Fabales; Fabaceae. Gene Ontology annotation, biological process: glycolipid biosynthetic process. Gene Ontology annotation, cellular component: plasma membrane; mitochondrion; lipid droplet. Bases 59 to 1423 code for a protein of 454 amino acids. The transcript is spliced from 2 exons.
UUCUACCUCUCCGAACAAUAGAGCGGGUUCUUGCGUAGCAGCUCCUCUCAUCGAAGCCAUGGAAACAGUCCCGAAACUCGAUUCCAAUUCUGAUUUUGACCUCAUAAUUUUGGGUGCUUCGGGGUUCACUGGCAAAUACGUUGUCAGAGAAGCUCUCAAAUUCCUCAAUGCCCCUUCUUCCCCUCUCAAAUCCAUCGCUUUGGCAGGUCGCAACCCUGCAAAACUCUUCGAAGCUCUUAAAUGGGCCUGCCGUCCUGAUCCCCCUCCUUCCAUCCCGAUUUUAACUGCCGACACAACAGAUCCCCCUUCCCUCCUCAGGCUCUGUGGCCGGACCAAGCUGAUUCUCAACUGCGUCGGCCCCUUUCGUCUCUACGGCGAGCCUGUUGUUGCCGCUUGUGCCGAAACCGGGUGUGACUACUUGGAUAUAAGUGGUGAGCCUGAGUUCAUGGAAAGGAUGGAGGCCAAGUACCACGAGAAGGCCGUGGAGACAGGCUCCUUGGUGAUAUCGGCAUGUGGGUUUGACUCGAUUCCUGCUGAAAUGGGACUGAUGUUCAAUUCGAGGCAGUGGGAGGCUCCGUCGGUGCCGAACCGUAUCGAAGCGUACUUGAGCUUGGAGUCCGACAAAAGGCUUGUGGGUAACUAUGGGACUUACGAAUCGGCUGUUUUGGGCGUGGCUAAUGCAAAGAAGUUGCAGGAACUGCGACGAUCGAGACCCCGAAGAGCUAGGCCAGUGAUUCCUGGACCUCCUCCCCCCAAAGGAAUUAUUGAACACCAGAAGAAAAUUGGCCUUUGGGCAGUAAAACUACCUUCAGCAGACUCAGUUGUUGUUCGAAGAACACUUGCAGUUCUAACAGAGAAUCCCCGUGGUCUCCCUGGAAGGAAUGAUAGCACUGAGGUGAUUGAGAAACGGGGAGCAUACUGGUCAACUGUGAAGCCGGCUCAUUUUGGUGUGAAAGUAGGCUCCAAAUCCUUGUUGAGGACUUUUGGAUUCGUUACAAUUGGGGUGUUCUUCGGUCUUUUGGGAAAUUUUUCUUUUGGAAGGUGGCUUCUAUUGAAAUUUCCCUCAUUCUUUAGCCUUGGUGGGUUCAGGAAGGAAGGUCCUUCUGAAGAAGAGGUUGAAAGCGCUUCAUUUAAGAUGUGGUUUGUAGGGCAUGGUUAUAGCAAUGGGAGUCUUGUGGCACAGGGGAACACAGAACCUGAUAUGGAAAUUAUAACUAGAGUAAUGGGACCUGAAAUUGGAUACAUCACCACUCCAAUCACUCUAAUUCAAUGUGCUCUUGUGCUUCUCAGCCAACGGGACAACCUACCAAACGGAGGAGUAUAUCCUCCAGGUAUAGUUUUUGGUCCUACUGAUCUUCAGGAAAGACUUCAACAAAAUGGGAUAUCAUUUGACGUCAUUUCGAGGACCACUCUUUCCUCUUGAUUCUUGUACUUUGAUCCUUUGUUAGAUGAGAUGACACAAAGUUACCCAAGUUACCCUGAUCGGCAGGGAAACUCUCUUUCUAUGUUCUCUUGUCUUUUUGACUUGAUCUGAAUAUGAUAAUCUCUUAACCGAUA